Tilletiopsis washingtonensis is the source of this 625-nucleotide messenger RNA. RefSeq lists its product as hypothetical. The record is from RefSeq and is a predicted model, not a curated record. The transcript has 3 exons. Lineage: Eukaryota; Fungi; Basidiomycota; Exobasidiomycetes; Entylomatales. The coding region runs from base 225 to 590 and encodes 121 amino acids.
CUCAGCGGGCGGGCGUCACCGUGCGCCCCAAGGCGGCCUCUCGCUGCGUGCUGUCGGUGCUCGUGCCAUGGCCCCGCCGCGGGCCAACCGCCGGGCUCAGCGGCUGGGCCCUCGCUCGGCUUCGCUGUAGAUCCACGCUCACGCGAGCGGGCGCCGCACGUUCUUCCCUUCCAACACCACCACCACACACACACAACCCACCACCCAACCUCAACUCAUCCACCAUGUCCACCGACUCCAAGGUCCAGGCCCACAUCACCGGCGCUGAGGGCAAGCUGCCCGCCGACGACGUCGGCAAGCACCACCACGACGAGCGCCCGGCCCACGAGCAGGGCAAGGAGAACUCGCACGCCGCCCUCGACGCCAAGGACGAGAAGAGCAUUGCCAACAAGCUCGACGCCGCCGCCAAGGCCGACAAGGCCGAGAAGCAGGCCGAGAACGAGCCGGGCCCGCGCCCCACCGACGCCGCUGCCGCCAACGGCAACGAGCCGAGCAAGGGCGCCAAGAUCGACGAGCAGAUCGAGCUCGAGGAGGAGGCCGAGAUUGCGCGCAAGGACGCCGCAAAGGCGCAGGCCAAGGCCAACAAGUAAACGCCUGCUUGCUGCUGCUGCCGCCUCGCCUACGU